Molecule: messenger RNA, 3424 nt
Organism: Manis javanica (Malayan pangolin)
Lineage: Eukaryota; Metazoa; Chordata; Mammalia; Pholidota; Manidae
Source: RefSeq, a predicted model, not a curated record
GCGCUCCUCGCUCCGGGCUCCGCCCCGCCUGGGCUUUCCCUGCUCGCGGUGGGAUCGCUGCUCUGAGCAGCCUGCCCGCGACCCUACGGCUGCUCGCGGCUCGGACGCCAUGGAGGCGGCGCGGGCCGCGCAGAUGGGCGAGGCGGUGGCGGAGAAGGUGCUGCAGUACCGGCAAGACCAGUCUGGCUGGAAGAUUUGCCGGGAAGGCAACGGAGUUUCCGUUUGCUGGAGGCCAUCUAUGGAGUUUCCAGGGAAGCUGUACCGAGGGGAAGGCAUCCUGAAUGGGACCCCCGAGAAUGUGUGGGACUGCGUAAAGCCUCUGGCUGGGACCCUGCGGGACAAGUGGGAUGAGAAUGUGACCAGUUUUGAAAUCAUACAAAGCAUCACUGAUACAUUGUGCAUAAGCAGGACCACCACCCCGUCAGCCGCCAUGAAGCUCAUUUCUCCCCGAGACUUUGUGGACCUGGUGCUGGUCAGGAAGUACGAAGAUGGGACCGUCAGCUCCAGUGCUAUCAGUGUGGAACACCCAUCCUGUCCCCCGAAACCUGGCUACGUGAGAGGCUUUAACCAUCCUUGCGGUUGCUUCUGUGAGCCUCUGCCAGGGGACACAAUCUGCCACGUACUAGGACCAUGGGAAAGGAUUGGGGAAUACACUCAUUCUUUUGGCUGUGGGACUCCCCCCUCCAGCCAUACAAGGCGAGCUGGCAGAUGUCAUGGUCCCAUCCAGCAGGUGAGAACACCCAGGACCAGGGAGGUUAAGUGCCCUGCCCAGGGUCAGAGGCCUAAGAGGUGGGCAGUGUGGGGCCUGAGGGCCAGUCUUCUCUUCUGCUCUUUGAGCUCUGUCCACUAGCCGGGAGCAGCUGGGCGGUCGCGUCCCCAGCCUGUCCACACAGUGCUUGUCCCUCCACAAGGAGGACACGGAGGGGCCUGGGCUAAAGGGCAGUGUGAGAGCACCCAUGAGUUAGCCCUGGACUGAACCCAGUUCUGUCCCCAUUUUCUCAGCGGGUAUGGCCAGGUUUUUACCAGGAGCUUUCUGCAGUAAUAACCUGAAGGUCACUGGUUCUUCCUGGGAAGCACCCAAGGUGACAGUGAAGGAUUUGCACCUGAGGGAGUGGCCCAGUGUGACCCUUGGUCCCAGAACAGACACCAGGCAGGAAGUCUGGCUUCCACCACACAGUCCCUGGGGGAAGAGCCUGGUGCCAGAGAUUUUACUAGAAACCCAAGUCCAGCACUUCCGUGUAAUGCUUUUUGCUAAGCCAACUUUUCAAACAUCUCAUGGAAGACUUACUUUAAACAUAGCAAAACUUUAUGAGUUUGCACAUAGCUUGGCUGCACCCGCCCCCCCCAGCCCUGCACAGACCCUGCACUGGGGGUUUUGGCCGCAGCUCCACUAGCUGAGCGCCCCCCCCCCGCCCCGGCUCCUUGCGCUGCCACCUGGCCGUCGGGCACCGCCCUCUCACCGUGCUGGGUCGUCGGGUGGAGAGGAGCCUUCAGAACGAGAGGCAGAGCCCGCCAGGGCCUGGCUGCCACGCCGUCUUCCCCUGGGGGUGUGCGGCAUGACGGCAGGCUCCUGCCCUGGGCCAGUGGGUCGGUGACUGCGUGGAUCUCACAGAUGGCCUGGUUAGGGCUGGGAGGUGCCACAGAAUCCAGAGAGGGAGAGGUCGGGAUUAGCCACUGACUCGUCGACCCUCGCUGGCCUGACCGACAAGCAUUCCAUGUUCCCGGUCACACUUCCUGUGGGCGCCUGCUGCGUGCGCUCACCCGUGGGGCUGCGGGUCUGAAGCCUGUGUGAUGAGGGUCCCCACCAUCGUGUGGACACCUGUUUUAGGCACUGUGGGCCCUGCAGAUGGCGAUCAUACGGACAUCAGCAAGGACACAGCCCUCCUCUGAGUGCCAGGCACUGUUCUACACACUUUUAUAAAUAACCUCACUUUUACUCUUGUAACAACCCUAAGAUGUGUUAUUAUCCCCAUUUGUUAGAUAGACACUAGGGCCCAGAGAAGUGCUGUGACUUACCCGAGCUCACACAGCCAGGGAGCAAUAGAGCUGCAGUUUAAACCCAGGCGCCUGACUGCAGAAUCCAUGCUCGCGACCUGCACCUCAGUCCCUCAGACCAGAGGAAGGGCCGGUCCUGCAGCUGAGCGUCCAGUGGGCAGGGGAGACUGCAGAACCCAUGCAUAGGUCUCGGCUGCUCGGGGACGUCCACUCGUGACAGUCAGAUGGUCAGCGCUGUGGAGACGACCCAAGCCAGGGAAAGAGGGAGUGAGACAUCUGUGGGGCAUCACCUCCCCAGCAGGGCAUCAGAGCAAAGCACAAUGUGGGGGCGCUCCUGGCAGAGGGGUGAGCAGCUCCAAGCCCCUGAGGCGGGAGCGGCUGUGGGGAUGGGCAUGGUGAGCCCAUGGUGCAGGAUCCGAGCGCUAAGACGCGGUCAGUGAGGGGGCAGGCGCCACUCCUUGGAGGGUCCCCGGCCAUGAUGGGGACGGAGGAUGCGGGUACUUUCUCCAAAUGGGUGGGCGGGCAGCCAGUGGAGUUUUGAGCAGGACAGGCUCUGAGUUGGGUUUUCUGUGUGGUGGGGAGUCUAGGGGAAUAGCCCCGAGGCAGGCAGUGGUGGCAGAGAGCAGAGUGGUGGCCGUGCAGGGGACAGGCUUCUCCAGGGCCCAGCGAGGCAGCAUGGCCCUGGCGAGCGCGAGCCUGCACCCCACUCGGGUCUCAUUGUGGGCGGUGGGCACCCUUUCCUAUCCUGGCCUCCGGCUCCAGCUCUGGCACCUCUCUGAGCCUGCUCUGCCCACUCUGUGAAGGUCCCUGAUGGUCACCAGCAAGAACCACGCAGCCACUCUCAUAACCAGGGUCUCUUCGUCCCACACGGGCCAUGUUUAACCUCCCACCGAGCUCGGUGCCCACCCUGGGGAAGCCCUGGUCGCCCAGUGAAACCUCCCCCUUCCUCACGUUCCCAGGCCAGAGAGGGCAGUGCCGAGAGAGCCCCCAAGGUCAGCUCUGUGCACAGGCGGCCUGCUGCCGUGUCCCCUGCGUCCCUCCCCGGGCCUCGGUUGCCCUGUCUGUGCACCUGGGAGGGCGACAGGUUCCAAAGGGCCUCCAGCUCUAAGCUGUGGUCCUCGUGAUGGCAGGAGGCAUUUGAUGGGCAGCUGCAAUGCUGUGUGGGGCUCCUGAUGCCCUUGAAGACUCCAUUCAAAUAAAGUGCCUAGCAGCCCCCACAAAGCUGGCCUUUGCUGUCCUGGCCAUUGGGAAGUUUGUGACGGGGAGGACCUCUUGUGCCCCAUCCCCCCUCACGUGUGCCCUUCGCUGAAUCUGAUUCUGGCUGGUGGGCCUCACCGCCCUCAGCCCUGAGCUGCUAGGCUGGGGACGGGGCCCUGCCUGCGGACAUCCAGCCCAGGGUCCCAGCCGUGUACCUUCUCCCCCUCCCUCC